GUUUAGGAGGAGGAAAAGAAACGGUUUGAAUUAAACUGCAAGUGACAAAAUAAUUAGAAGUUGAGCCUUUCACAGCAGUUUGAGGCACAUAAUUUCAGAGCAUGAAAAUACUCUGGUUAAAAUGGUCCAUUUGCCCAUAGAGACCACACCAGCUUUGGGUGAGAGCCCUGAUUUUUAGCUGAAUCCAUUUCACAGGGUCAUUAUUGAGGAAGGGCAUAGAUGAAAAUAUCAGCAUCCUGGAAUGGCUUGUUUUUUUAUUUUUUGCCCAAGGCCAUCCACUUCCUUCCCCCUUUCCCAGCCCUCCAUAAUUGCUGUGUCUCAAAUCCUCAGUUUAACAGAUUCAGAAAUACAGCAGGCAGAGCUUUCCCAACACUGUAAUUGUGUCCUGGGAAAAAAUACAUGCCAAAUUUCUGUACAUCGCAUUCUUUAAAAAGGAAAAAAAAACUUUUUAAAAAAGACACAGAUGUCCAGCCAAAAAAGGAGAAGCAAAAAAACCCCAAAUGUCCCCUUUAAACUUCAUAUAGCUAAGCUUGCUAACGCUUGAAUUCAUUUCACAUGCUAAGACUCCCAGCAUUCCCUCCACCUGUAGUGAUUAACAGGUGAGGAUGAUUAUCUUACCAAACCCAAGUAUUUUCCCCCUAGCUUCUGUUUUAUCAAAUGCCUGCUAAAGUAGUGCUGGAUAUAUUGCAGGCUUGAUUUUAUGAUUUUAGUAGAACCCCAAGAUCCAGCCUUAUCUAUAAUGCUUGCACAGACCAACACAGCUACUUCAUCUACAAGUGGAAAAAAAGGUUACGGGUUGAAUUAGAGAGUUUACUGAAACCUCAGAAUGAGUCUUCCAGAAAUGAAUGCAACCUGCAUGUCCCUUUCACACCGAAGUCUACCUUCAGAAAUGGAGGGGUUGGCUGCAGAGAGCAUCAGCUUGCUGGCCAAGCCCACUUUGGAUAGCGCCAGCCUGUCUUCCUCCGGGGCGGUCUUCAUCCUGCUGAAAUCAGCCCUCGGAGCCGGACUCCUCAAUUUCCCCUGGGCGUUCAGCAAGGCUGGAGGAACUCUUCCGGCUGUCCUCGUGGAGCUGGGUUCUUUAAUAUUCCUGAUCAGCGGCUUGGUCGUCCUGGGCUAUGCCACCUCCAUCAGCACCCAGACAACCUACCAGGGCGUGGUGAGAGAGAUCUGUGGCUCCUCAGUGGGGAAGCUCUGUGAAGUCUGCUUCAUCUUGAAUCUCUUCAUGAUAUCAGUGGCCUUUCUCAGAGUCAUGGGAGACCAGCUGGAAAAACACUUUAGAAGUAUUAUUGGCACCUUAGCAGCUUGUUACCUGAUGCUCGUCACUGUUGUCAAAUACUACCUCCGAACAGAUCACGUUGCGAAGCACGAACACCACAGAUCCCCUGAAGUCUCUUCCUGGGCCUCCAUGUCCAGUGUUAUACCAACCAUCUGUUUUGGAUUUCAGUGCCACGAAGCCUGCGUCGCCAUCUACAGCAGCAUGGCCAACCGGAAGCUCUCCCACUGGGUUGUGGUCUCUGUGAUGUCCAUGCUGUUCUGUUUGCUUAUUUAUUCCUUAAUAGGGCUCUACGGCUAUUUGACCUUUGGCGCUGAUGUUGCCGCUGACCUCCUGAUGUCCUACCCGGGAAAUGAUGUGAUGGUCAUCAUAGCCCGGCUCUUGUUUGGUGUCUCCAUCGUCACCAUCUACCCCAUCGUUCUUCUCUUAGGAAGAUCAGUUCUGCAGGACCUCUGCUUGAGCGCCAGGCAGAACUCUGUCUUGACCACGCAGCCUUACGAGAAGUGGAUGCGGGUCACCCUGACGACCGGCUGGGUUGUGGUCACCCUGCUCAUCGCCUUGUGUGUCCCGGACAUCAGCGACGUCAUCAGCCUCAUCGGAGGCAUCAGUGCUUUCUUUAUCUUCAUUUUUCCAGGGCUCUGUCUGGUGUGUGCGAUGGAGAUGGAACAAAUCAAGCCCAGGACUAAGUCCUGCUUAACAACCUGGGGGAUCGUCACCAUACUCUGUGGGGCCUUCAUCUUUGGACAAAGCACAACCUUGGCCGUCAUGGAGCUGUGGUACAAACUCUAGCCUCGGGCUGGAGGGAACAGCGGGUGGCGAGCGGCGUGAUCAACCCUGUAUGCUUGUGCGGGGAAAAAACGUUGAAGAAAAGCUAGGUUUCGUGAGCUCUGGUGAAAGUGUCCACCUUGUUUGGCAACUGCCUCUGCCAUUUAGGCUCCGUAAAGCACCUGCAUUUACAGCUGAGAAAUGUGAGUAACCUCACUAUGGGGCCGGCCCUACCGUGAGGCAGAAUGCGCUAGCUCAAAGCGGUCCCAGCCCUUAUGGCUUUCAAGUUGUACAACAAACGGUAAGACUUGAAAACAAAACGAAAGAGCAAGAAAAACCCUUCAUAUCCACAUCCAAAGUCAUAUUUUAAGUUUUAUUUGGUUUCCCUGCACUUAGUUGUAAUUACUGUAUACAAUAGUGCAUGUAUAUAUGUAUAUAUACAUACCUAUUUUAAAAUUGCUUAUAUAUAUAUCGGCUAAUACUGACAUCCCGGAGUGGUGCUACACUAGAGAGCUAUGUAAUCUUACUUCUAAAACGGUACAUAUAAACUAUCAAAGGUUACAGUCAGAAGUGAAGAGGAGCUAGCCUGCUUAUUGGAGAAAGAGGUGGUUUAUCUGUUUGUUUGUUUGUUUGUUUUGAAACUUUGCCUGAUUCAGUCCUCCGUAGAAACUAGGUUUUCUGGAAAUAAGAGAAUGUGCAUAACUUGUUAAAAUAAUUUAGUGCUACUUUCUACAGCAAGAGGGGGGAAAGGCUUCUCUAAGGACACCAAUAUUUUUGUCUUUUCAUGCACUGGCAUUAAAGGGAAGGGAGAGGAAAGAAAAGUACAGGGGGGUAAAUAAUCCAAAAUUGAAAAGAAUGCCAUGUUGACCCGAGGCCAGGACUUUUGGCCAAACUGCCAUGGUAACAAACCACUUGGGAGGGUCCAAAAUGCAGCAAGAAGGCUUGCUUGUGAUGCUGUGAAGGAAGUGGGUUGAGUUUUUUGUUUUUUUUUACUAUUUAUAACAAUCUCUCUCUCCCCCCCAAAUAUCCCGGGCAAUUAAGUCCUCACUUUAUCUUGUCGCGCUAAUGAAUUUAUGUAACAAAUGUUUCAUGCUACUGACUCUACAUGGCUUGGGGGGGAGCAUAAACAGGGUGGUUUGAUUUUUGACUCUGUGUGUAGAGAGAUGGGCAGGACAUGUUAGAAAACUCAUCAUCCUCUCUGAACUACAGUAGAUUUCCCAGAUUUCUCUGUGAGAGUUAAAGGGUCAAAACUCAAGACAGACAGUGG
This is a messenger RNA of Pogona vitticeps (central bearded dragon), 3305 nucleotides long. The record is from RefSeq and is a predicted model, not a curated record. Lineage: Eukaryota; Metazoa; Chordata; Lepidosauria; Squamata; Agamidae.